Molecule: messenger RNA, 3137 nt
Organism: Gymnodraco acuticeps
Lineage: Eukaryota; Metazoa; Chordata; Actinopteri; Perciformes; Bathydraconidae
Exons: 5
Coding region: 388-1596 (402 amino acids)
Source: RefSeq, a predicted model, not a curated record
CGGGCGGUAGUGCACGUACAGCUGAUUUGCAACCCGCCGAAGCUACAGCGGAGAAGGAGGAAAAAUGUCGCUGAUGUCGAUACGGACCGUUCUAGGAUCAGUGGCCUUUUAGGAAAACUCUGACGGCAGUUUGAAUGAAUCCUCUGCUGUGAUGUUUCCAUGCUGAUACUGCACAGAAAGUGGAACGCUCUAACAGUUUCAAAGUGGGAGGUUUAUCUGGACUGUAGGGAGAGUCAGUUUACGUUUCCUUGUCUAGUCAGCUUCAGCCAUAACAAUUUAAGAACAGAGGAGGAUACUGUAACACUACAUGGGCCUCUAAGGUGAUCUGAUCAUUAAAGCCUCUGGAGCCUCCUCCCUCAGCUAGAAAGGUCACAUUGCAGCAAAGACAUGGACCCAAAUACUCGGGUGGUGGGCCUGGACGCCCAGGGGAACAUGGUUUUCACCGUGGUCAAACCCGUAAUGGGCAUCUUCCAGGUGGCUUCAGAACAAACUGGCAAUGUGGCACAUGGCAGCAUGGGGCUCCAGGGUUUAUCUGAAAGCACAUUAAUUCUCCCUCAAAUACAAGGCCAGCUUGACCAGAACCAGAUGGAAAUGCACCAUUUACAGUCUCAUAUUCAGAUGCCCCAGAUGCAGGUUUCUGCCCCCGAGCAGACAGAGGUUGUGCCCCAGAAUCAGGACCCGCCUCCAAACUCAAGCACAAAUCCAGAAUCUGCAACCCACAUGCCUUUUGCUGAGGUGUCGUCACUUCUGGAUCCCAACAUGAAAGGAUCUAAGGCUCGGAAAUAUCUAAUCUCGUAUGAUGAAAUCAAGCGACGCCUGCAGGCCCCGGAGAAGAUGUCGCUGCGCUCCCUGGCAGCGUACACUCGGGUCAGCAGAGGCCCGGCCAGCAAGAAAACUCUGCUGGAGUCACUGAAUGUUCUCGGCCUCACACCAAGCACAACUACCUCUGUUUCUUCCUCUUUCUCCAAACUCACUGAAGGCGACACCCGAGCACUGUGUGACGAUAUGAAGGACUUUGCCCAUGACUACAUCGACUACAGCAACAUGGCUAAACAACUCAUCCCUGAGACCAACACAGUUCAACACUGGUCCAAAAUAAUUGAAACUAAGAACCACCUGGUGGACAUGAGGAAGUGCUUCAUGGACCCGGUGAACAGCGGUGCGUUUGAUAACGUCACUCACGGCCUGGGUCUCGGUAUGUUGGACGCAGCCCUGGACAUGGUCAUUAUGGUUAUCGAGCAGCAGAUCCGGAUCCUGUCCGGCGCAGCGGCAUCAGACCCGGCUGACUCCGCUCCGCCAAUGCGCCGUAUCCGCAGGCGCCAUCGAAAAUCCCGCCCGAAUGACAUUGAGUCCCCUCACAAGGCGUCUGCUGGGGUCAACGAGAAAGGGAAGGUCAUUUCGAAGGGCAAGGCUCGAGGCAAAGCCAGGAAGAAGAUCAGUCAGGAGAGUGCAGCGGCUGUUCUGAUGGAAACCCAAGCAGAGCAGUGCCAGCCGGAUGAUGCGCAGGGUAAUGUCCUCACUCUGGUGUCUGUUGGAUAUGAGACUGUCUCCAGUGGGCUCAAUACAACAGGGAUAGUUGGACACAAUGUCACAUGACCAGUCCAAAGAACCAAUUAUAGUCCCAUUCAAAGGGAUGAAACACAGGCUCUGCACACUCUGUGAAAAGAGAUCACAGCUAUGGCGGGCUCAGCAUCAACGUAUUAUGUUACAUCUUGAAAAAAGACUUGGAAAUGCUCUAGCUUUCCUGCAGAGCGUUAGAUAAGAAGAUGUAUUCCACUUUGUUGUCAGUCCGUAUUCUAAAUAUGUAGCUGGGAACAGCAUGUGGUUCGCUUUCCUUAAAGGCUGGAAACAGGUCAAAACAGUUAGUGUCUGACCAAAAAUCACAAAGUCCACCUGCCAGCAACUGAAAGCCCACCCAAUUAACACCUGACAUCUACUUUGUUAGAACCACACACUAAAUUCUGAAGUGUAAGUAGUGGUUUUACGGUUUGGUAUUGUGUUUUCUACACUUUUUUUUGUACAGAAUAAGUCAUGUUCAGUGAGCCUUAGCAGUUCAGAUUGAAUUGAAUUUGGACAAAGCUAGGCUAUCUGUUUCCACUCUUAGCUGCUACUACAUAUUUCAUGUACAUAAAUGAAUGUGGUUUCGAUCUUCUGGUCUAACUCUUGGUCAGGGCCAGACUGGGAUAAUAAGUCAAGCAAGGAAUCUUACACCAACCCGGGCGAAUCCUCACAUUUUUACUUGAAAUGUAUUUUUCUGGGUAAUGUUUAUGCCAGUGAAAUAUUUUUUUGUUUUUAAUAUGCUACUAAAGAAAAAUCUGCCAAAAAAAAACACAACAAGAAUAAAAAACAUCUUCAGUUUAAAAUAUUCAACUGCACUUCAAUAAUCAAUGCAUCAGGAAUCAUGAGUUGAUUUUUGAGCAUUCUUGGAGUGUGUAUUUGACACCAGGCAUUUCCCUAGAGCUCUGAUUGGACCGUCGUUGACGUCAUGAAACUGGUAGAUCUGUGUUAACGGAGACAUAGCAUUGAUGUGUGGAAGCCAUGUAUGAAUUAAAACAGAAAACGGAGUCAACUAGGGAGAGGAGUUAGGAUACUAUAGUGUGCUAUACCAUCCCUGGUGUUUUUUAAUACUCUUACUAUUACAUUGAACACUAAUCCUGUCCCUUGCUUGUGAGCAAUUGCGCAGUAUUAACCUGUAUGUCUCUUUUAAUAUUUUAUUUUCAUUUAGAAAUGCAAAAUGAAAUGGGUAAAUCAAUAACACUUUUCCCUAAAUGCCGAACCAUCCCUUUAAGUGAAUCCUCUGUUUCUUUAGUAGCAGGUUUCAUAUGUGUCGUCGAACUGAAUGCAGUUAAUUUUUUUAAACUAUGUUUUCAGUGAGAAAAAAUACAGAUGUUUGUAGACAUGUUGAACACUGAGGACCCUGCCUGUGCUCAGGUGUGCCGCUCAUGACUUAGAACAGAUAGUAUCAGAGGUCUGGAUUAUAUUUUCUGAUGGUGGUACAAUGUCUCCCGUGUCCCUGUUGUAUUUAUUGGUUACAUUUCCAAUUGAAAAUAUUUUUGUUCUGUACUAGAUUGUUGAUAAAAACCUUUGUUUUGACUGGAAUCUCAGGAUUUGAGUAAAAUAUAAAGAUUGGAUUUUUA